CUUGCACUUUUGAUCAAUUGAUUUGAUGGAAAUUGUUUGAUUUUUUUUUCUUCUUUUCUCUAACAAUUUGUUUGUUAAUUGUUGCAAUUUUCUUUCUCUUGUUACAAUUAAAUAUUUAGAUUAUUGAUUCUUUCACCUGUGAGAGAUUGUGAUUAGUAUUUGGUGUUUACUAUUCUUCCAUCUCAGUGUUUCUUUUUUUUUCUUUUCUGUUGUUCUCCUUUUGCUUUAUGUUUAGCUUGUGUGUGUGUGCUUUGGAAAAGUUAAUUGUUUCUAUAAUACAUAUUGAGUUUUGAGUGUUGCCUUUUAUUGGAAUAUGGUUAAUGAGAAUCACGUAAAUGGAUCACCUGAUGAUCUAACUGAUGAACCUGAUUUUAGUGAUCCAGAGGAUUUCAUUGAUGAUGGUCGAGAUGAAGAAAUUUUACCCGAAUUAUGGAGAAAAAGACCAAAGGAACAAGAUGGUUUCGAUAAUAUUAUUGUUGUUGAUAACAUCCCUCAGGUUGGACCUGAGCGUCUUGAUAAACUUAAAACUGUUCUCAAGAAAUUUUUCGGUAAAUUCGGAAAAAUAAUAGGUGAACCUUAUUAUCCUUUAGAUGAAAAAAGUUGUACCAAAGGGUAUUUUUUUAUUGAAUAUGCUAACGCUGAAAUGGCCCAAGAAGCGGUCAAAGCUUCUGAUGGUCAUCGUCUCGAUAAACAACACGUAUUUGCUGUUAAUUUGUUCAACGAGAUUGAAAAGUAUUCGAAUAUUGAAGAAAAUUGGGAACCACCUAAGCCCCAACCCUACAAAGAUCGUGGAAACCUAAGAAGUUGGAUCUUAGACCCUGAUUGCUAUGAUCAGUACAGUGUUCUUCAUGACGAGGGAAAACUAGUUACUAUUUUCAAAAACGCAACACCAGACCCAAUCUCUGUUAGAGAACGUAAAGCUUGGACUGAUGCUGUUGUUAUCUGGUCUCCAUUAGGAACUUACAUAGCAACUUUCCAUCGAAAAGGAAUCGCUCUCUGGGGUGGAGAUGAGUUUAAUCAAAUUGUUAAAUUUACACACGAAGGGGUUUCUUACAUUGACUUUUCUCCAUGUGAGAAAUAUCUUGUAACCUUUAGCUCAAUGUUAGCUGCCAAUGAUCAUCCGGAGGCUAUAAUUAUGUGGGAUGUUCGAACAGGAGUGAAACGACGAACAUUCCACUCAGAGCAAGAAAAAGUUAGUUGGCCAGUUUUUAAAUGGUCUCCUGAUGAUAAAUACUUUGCCCGAAUUGGACAAGAUCUCCUAAGUAUUUAUGAGACUCCGUCAAUGGCUCUCCUAGAAAAGAAAUCAAUGAAAAUUGCUGGAGUUAAAAACUUUUCAUGGUCACCAUCUCAAAAUAUACUCGCUUAUUGGGUGGCCGAGAAUAAAGAUGUACCCGCUCGGGUAACCCUUCUAGAGAUUCCCUCUAAAACUGAACUUCGAGCUAAAAAUCUUUUCAAUGUUGCCGAUUGUCGUAUGCAUUGGCAAAAAUCUGGUGACUAUUUGUGUGUAAAAGUUGAUCGAUAUACUAAAGUUAGAAAGGAGAAAAAUGAAGUCAAAUAUAGUGGAAUGUUUUACAAUUUUGAAAUAUUUGACAUGAGGAAAAAAGAUAUUCCAGUUGCUAGUAUUGAAAUCAAAGAGGGAAUUGUAUCUUUUGCCUGGGAACCUGUUGGAAAUAAGUUUGCUAUUAUUCAUGGCGAUGGACCCCAAUUCUAUACUGUCUCUUUCUAUGGUAUUAAACAAGGAACCACAAUUUCCUUGCUGAAAAAAUUUGAAAACAAACAAUGCAAUCACUUGUUCUGGUCACCCAGUGGUACUUUUAUCGUUAUGGCCAGUUUACGAAGUAUGAACCAUGGCCUCGAAUGGGUGGAUACAACCGAUUUUACUGUUACCAAUACCGGUGAACACUUUAUGGCCACUGAUGUCGAGUGGGAUCCUACUGGUCGUUUUGUAGCCACCGCUGUUAGUUGGUGGGCUCAUAAGGUUGAUAAUGCAUAUUGGGUUUGGUCUUUCCAAGGUAGACUUGUUAGGAAACACACGUUAGAUAAAUUCUGUCAAUUACUUUGGAGACCUCGACCACAAAGUCUUCUUUCUGAGGAAAAGAUCAAGGAAAUUAAGAAGAAUCUUAAACAGUACUCAACCGCAUUCGAUAUAAAGGACAAGAUGAUGAUGUCCAAGGUAUCGAAAGACAUUUUGGAUAAGAGGAAGAAGCUUAUGGACGAAUUUAAAGAAUACAAAGAAAAGAAAACACAAGAAGCUCGAUUACGUCGUGUUAAAUUAUUACAAUUAAGAGGAGUUCGAGAUGAAAAGAAAGAAGGAGAUAGUGAAGAAAUUGUUGAAUUUUUGAUUCGUGAAGAGAAAAUUGAAUUAGAUGAUUAAUUCAAAUUGAUAACAAUCAGAAUAAUAAGAAAGAAAAAAGUCUAAAAAUCCCAAUUAAAAGCCAUCAAUUAAUCUUUAUACUUCAACAUCAAACCAUCAACCUAAAAACAUCAAGGACUUAACAUAAAUUGAGUUUCAACAAUUGAAGCUCAAUAAAUGAUGAAAAUCUCCUUGUAUCAAACUUGUAUUUUAAUUAACUUAAUCUUUUUGGUGAAUAAAGUUUGUAAAAGAGACGAUUGUCCAAUUAAAGAGAAAACAAUUAACAAUAA
Molecule: messenger RNA, 2643 nt
Organism: Panonychus citri (citrus red mite)
Lineage: Eukaryota; Metazoa; Arthropoda; Arachnida; Trombidiformes; Tetranychidae
Gene: eIF3b
Product: eukaryotic translation initiation factor 3 subunit B-like
Exons: 7
Coding region: 314-2374 (686 amino acids)
Biological process (GO): translational initiation
Cellular component (GO): eukaryotic translation initiation factor 3 complex
Molecular function (GO): RNA binding; translation initiation factor activity; translation initiation factor binding
Source: RefSeq, a predicted model, not a curated record